AUGUCAAGAAACCAUAUUGGCAAGACCAUGGAAGUUUAUGUGGAUGACAUGCUCGUCAAAAGUCAGCGACCAGAAGAUCAUUUGUCGCAUUUGGAGGUCGCCUUCGCCAUCAUGAGAGAAUAUGGGAUGAAGCUCAACCCAAGUAAAUGCACGUUCAGGGUCGGAGGCGGUAAAUUUCUUGGGUACAUGGUGAGCAGUCGUGGAAUCGAGGCUAACCCAGAAAAAAUCGAAGCAAUCUUGCAACUGAAAUCACCUGCCUCAAUAAAGGAUGUUCAGAAGCUAGCUGGUAAGCUCGCGUCUUUAAAUCAUUUUAUUUCUAGAUCCGCAGAUAGAAAUUUACAUUUCUUCAAAAUAUUGAGAAAAUCUAAGGAAUUUAAGUGGACCGAGGAAUGCGAACAAGCGUUCCAAGAACUUAAGAAAUAUCUAAGAACCCCAUCGUUGUUAGCGAACCCAAAGACAGGAGAUACAUUGUACCUAUACCUGGUUGUCUCAGAAAAUGCAGUUAGCUCCGUACUAGUAAGAGAAGAUAGGAAAAUACAUAACCCAGUUUAUUACGUUAGUAAGAUGUUGCAAGGAGCGGAAAAAUUAUACACAUCAACCGAAAAAUUGGUAUUGGCACUUGUAGUUACAACUCGGAAGCUGCGAUCGUACUUCCAGUCCUACAGGGUCGUCGUACUCACAAAUCAACCCCUUAAGAGUAUACUAUCUCGUCCAGAAGUGUCAGGAAGGUUUGUCAAAUGGGCAACUGAGCUAGGAGAAUAUGACAUUGAUUAUCAAACCCGAACGUCAGAGAAAGCGCAAGUCCUAGUUGACUUUGUGAUGGAGAUGUCUGGAGAGUCGACGUCGGAGCAAAACACUUGGAUGUUACACGUGGACGGGUCGUCAAAUGCAAGUAAUGGCGGAGCAGGGAUACUGAUCCAAGGAUCGAAGGGGGUAGAGAUAGAGAUUGCUGCAAAGCUCUCAUCCUCAACCACUAACGAGGCAGAAUACGAAGCGCUGAUCAUGGGGCUGGAACUAGCGUACGAGGCAGGAGCUAGAGCCUUGGAAGUAUACACAGAUUCGCAGUUAGUAGCUAUGCAGAUCGAAGGGAGCUAUGAAACAAAAGAGAAGACCAUGAUGAUGUAUCGCAAUAGGGCGAAAUCUCUGAUGCAAAGAUUCACGACAUGCUCGAUCCAACAAAUCCCAAUGAGUGAAAAUGAUAGGGUAGAUGCGUUGUCGAAGUUCAGAGUACUUUUGACGGGAAUUAGGAACCAAAAGUUAACAAUCAUGGUAAAAGAUCGACCAGCAAUCUCAGAAGGGGACGAGAUUCGGAAUCCCAAGGAUUUUAAUAUCCAACAACGGAACGCAAUUCCAGGGAAAGCAAAUAACAGCUUGGUUCAAAGAGUUAAGGGUUCAGUAGAACUUCACAGUGGUCGGUCAUCCCUAAGUGAACGGGCAAACAGAACUAUCAUUCCUACAGAAAUAGGCGAGGAGACGCAAAGGGUAGCUGCCUACGACCCCACGACCAAUGGCGAAGCAAGAACCUUCGACCUUGUCACCGUGGAAGAAAAAAGGGAGAAGGCAUUUGCAAGAAUGCUUCACCACAAAGGACUGAUAAUGAGAAAUAGUGACAAAAAAUUGCGAAAGAGAGAGCUACAAAUAGGUGACCUAGUUUUGAAAAGGGUCGAAGUUUCCAAGCAUGUGGGAAAACUAGACUCUGGAUGGGAGGGGCCAUACAAAGUGGUCGAAAUAAAGAAACAGGGAAUGUACAAGCUUCAGGACACAUAUGGCAAAGAUCUACCAUGA
This is a messenger RNA of Sesamum indicum (sesame), 1785 nucleotides long. RefSeq lists its product as uncharacterized. Gene Ontology annotation, molecular function: nucleic acid binding; RNA-DNA hybrid ribonuclease activity. NCBI's taxonomy places the organism in Eukaryota, Viridiplantae, Streptophyta, Magnoliopsida, Lamiales, Pedaliaceae. The record is from RefSeq and is a predicted model, not a curated record.